Racocetra fulgida is the source of this 858-nucleotide messenger RNA. Lineage: Eukaryota; Fungi; Glomeromycota; Glomeromycetes; Diversisporales; Gigasporaceae. The record is from the annotation of a GenBank genome assembly.
AUGUCCCUGACCUCUCAAACAAUUGCUUAUGGCGAUAAACCUACUGAUUAUGUAGAAUCUAAAGAAAGUCCUUCGGCAGCUGCAAAUUUAUAUCAAAAAGCUAUUGAAUCAAAACCAAAAAAAAAUUCAAAUAAAGAAAAUCAAAAAAAAACUUCUGGUACAAAAUGGAAUGAAAUUCUUUUAUUUGGAUUACAGUUACAACAAAUACAAAAUAUUCGAGAAAUGAACCAAAUUAACCGUAGUUUAAAAUCAUAUUCAUUGUUAAGUGAAUCAGGUCAACGAAAUAGAAGUAAAAAAGGAGCAACUAUGUUUUACCAAGCAGCUCAAGAGCAAAUAAAAACUAUUUUUCAUAAUGAUGAUAUUGUUAUAUUAAAUGAAAUGAAUUUUACUAUUAAUAGUCAUUCUUAUUCAUUUGUUUAUAAUCAACUUCAUAGCAAUACAGAAGAAUUACGUUUAUUAGCAGUUGUUAAAGCAAUGGACAUUAGCAAAAUAUCACAAUCAGCAUAUAGAACAAUUGCUAAUUUUAGUCAAAGUUUACUAUGUGAAUGGGCAGUUUCUGAAGCAAAAAAGCAACUUAUGUAUAAUAUGACAAGUCAAAUAAAAACAGUUUUAUUUGAUCUUUCAACAAAUUUAUUAAAUAAUUCAACUGAAUUAAUUGAUGAAGAAAUUCAUUUUAAUGAUCAAAAUAUUGUUGAAUCAGUUAUAAAAUCAGUUAGAAAAGGUGCAUAUAGAUCAAUUAAAGAUAUUUUGGCUUAUCUAAUUCCAACAUUAGUACAAAAUAAAAUAUUAAAUUUAGAGUCAAGAAAUAUUUACUUGCGAAUCUCUGCAGAUGGUCGCAAUAAAAAUAUGAAAGCUUAG